Amphimedon queenslandica is the source of this 1869-nucleotide messenger RNA. RefSeq names its product heat shock 70 kDa protein 12A-like. The transcript has 4 exons. The record is from RefSeq and is a predicted model, not a curated record. NCBI's taxonomy places the organism in Eukaryota, Metazoa, Porifera, Demospongiae, Haplosclerida, Niphatidae. The coding region runs from base 1 to 1869 and encodes 622 amino acids.
AUGAGCUACUUGUCUAAAGCAGAUAAGAAACCUCAUACUGAUGCUGGGUAUCGUGUUACUGAGGACAAUAUUUCUGCUAUUGAUUUUGGUACUACAUCAGUUUCACUGGCUUAUACUACCAAAGGAGAUCAACAAUUCACCACUCUUCGUCUAGAUGCAGAAGAAAGAUCGACCAGGGUACCUAAUGUUAUCCUGCUAAAAAAAGAUGGAUAUAAAAUAAGUGUUGAAGCAUUUGGAGCAGAUGCAAGGAAAAAGUAUGGAUCACUGAGGUCUGGAGACUAUGCAAAUUUCAUUUAUUUUGAGAGAAUAAAGAUGUUGAUGAGAAGGGAGCAGGCAGUUGACAGACAGACAUUAGUUGAGUCACUUUCUGGGGAAAAGUGUUAUCUCGUUGAAAUCAUCGCAUUCAUAAUCCAGUAUUUGAAGGAUCAAUUGAUAGAUCACCUUUCACAUACUAUCACACCAUUGAAGACAACAGAUUUUGAUUGGGUCAUUACUGUACCUGCUAUAUGGGAUGCACGAGGAAAAAGAAUGAUGAGAGAAGCUGCUUACUUGGCUGGUUUGCUGACAGAGUCUGGUGGCAUUAAGCAUUUAACAGGAGAGUCUUGUAGCCCUCUUCCACCUCCAGAUGAAGUUAAUCCUGACAAGCUGUCAUUAGCACUAGAGCCAGAGUCAGCAGCCAUUUAUAGCCAAGAAGUAACAGGAGAACAAAUAAAAUGUGAUCCAUCAAAAGCAGCUAUCAGUCGUCCUACAGAAUACAUGGUGAUAGACAUAGGAGGAGGUACCAUUGAUAUCACUGCUCAUACUGAAAUCUUUGGCUGUAUUCGAGUAAAUAAUACCCCAAACGGUAUUGCAUGGGGUGGUACUCAGGUCAAUGAAGCUUUCUCUGAGUUGCUUCAAAGCCUUGUGCGUGAUCCUGAUUAUAAAAAGUUUCUAGCUUCUGGAGAGCAAUCCAAGCAAAUGGCAAUAAUCAAUAGCAUAUUGUAUGAUGAAUUUGAGAAUCAAAAAAUUGUAUUUGGGCAUCGCAAAAGUAAGGAAAUAGUUGUGAAGCUCCAACCCAAGUUUGCCACCUAUUACGAUAAUGAAAUAGUUGCAGAAGUAAAGAAAUUUAAAGGCAUUGAAUAUGAAAGUGACACAUUAAGGAGGAUUAAAGUAAGUCAAAGCAAAAUCGAUACAUUUUAUCUUGUUGGUGGAUUUGGUGGCUGUAAGUAUAUUCAUGAGAAGGUCAGUGCUGCUAUAAAAAAGGUGAAAGGUAGUCACUGCAAUGUCAUUGUACCAGUUGAUCCUCAUCUUGCAGUUGCUACAGGAGCUGCAAUGUGGCGUAAAAAUCCAGAAAUAAUUAAAGCAAGGCGAUCUGAUGCUACCUAUGGAAUAUCAAUGGCUAUCCCUUUCAGCUCAGAGAAACAUGAUGAGCAUUAUAAGUACUAUGAUAAUGAAGACAAGAUAUAUCGAUGUAAAGAUGUGUUUUGUGUCUUUUUGGAGGAAAGUGAGAUGGUUAAAACAAAUGAAGUUAUUAGUACAUCUACGAGGCCAAUGAGCAAGGCAACUGAACAGAUGUUCAUCAAAAUCUAUUCAACACCCAACACUGGCGUCCAAUAUGUAGUUGACAAGAGAGGAAACAGCACAGUUACUAAAAUUGGCCAAAUAGUCAUUGAUGUUCCUAACCCUGAUAAGUUGCCUGAAUUUCGGCGUACGGUUGAUACAACAAUGGAUUUCAGCGGUACAGAGAUACAAGCUAAGGCAAAGUAUCAUGCUACUGGAAAGAAGUUAAAACUGUUUGUGACUUUCUUUCUGCUCAAUACUGAGGACAAAAGUUUUAAAAUUUUUAGUAAUAGGCUUUUGAUAGUUUUUCCUUGUUGCAUGGACUACUAG